AGGCAGGCAGGCAGGCAGGCAGGGAGGCAGCAGGAGCCUCGGCUGCUGACUCGCCUAUCCAAGCGAUGCCCGCACGCCGCCGUGGGAGCCCCGCCAGGAGCGGGGACAGGCUGGGAUUUCACGCCCCGCACCGCUGCCAUCACCAUCCUCCUCCUCCUCUGUGAGCCCCGACCCACCGCUGCCCACCCCAGCCGGGGAGAUGGAGCUGCCCCGGGAGUGAUGCUGCUGGCGGGAGCCCAUGUGAUGCUGGGCUAGCGGCGCUCGCUCCCCGUCCCUCUCCCCGCUGCUCGCAGGCUGUCAUGGCGACUCCCAAUAAUGUUACUCCCACCAACUGCAGCUGGUGGCCCAUCUCGGCGCUGGAGAACGACGCGGGGAAAUCCACGGAAGGGGAGGAAAACCAGGACUCGACCGACCCUGCUCUCAAGUCCCAGGACAGGCUGGUUCUGUACCACUGGACCCAGUCCUUCAGCUCGCAGAAGGUGCGGUUGGUCAUUGCAGAGAAGGGGCUGCCCUGCGAGGAGCGGGACGUCAGCAUGCCCCUGAUGGAGCACAAGGAGCCCUGGUUCAUGCGGCUCAACCUGGGGGAGGAGGUGCCCGUCAUCAUCCACAGGGACAACAUCAUCAGCGAUUACAACCAGAUCAUUGACUACAUGGAGAAGAACUUCACGGGAGAAAACGUCACGCAGCUGAUCCCAGAGCCGGGCAGCCUCCUGCACUCGCGGGUGCUGCAGUACCGGGAGCUGCUGGACUCGCUCCCCAUGGAUGCCUACACACACGGCUGCAUCCUGCACCCCGAGCUCACCACCGACUCCAUGAUCCCAAAGUACGCCACCACUGAGAUCCGCAGGCAUUUAGCUAACGCCAGCACGGAGCUGAUGAAGCUGGACCACGAAGAGGAGCCACAGCUGUCAGAGCCCUACCUCUCCAAGCAGAAGAAGCUCAUGGCCAAGAUCCUGGAGCAUGACAAUGUGAACUACUUGAAGAAGAUCCUUGGUGAGCUGGGGAUGGUGCUAGAUCAGAUCGAGGCAGAGUUGGAGAAGAGGAAACUGGAAUAUCAAGGGCAGAAAUGUGAACUUUGGCUCUGUGGAUGCGUCUUUACUUUGGCCGAUGUCUUGUUAGGAGCCACCCUGCAUCGCCUCAAGUUCCUGGGACUCUCUAAGAAAUACUGGGAGGAUGGCAGCAGACCUAACCUACAGUCCUUCUUCGACAGGAUACAGAAACGCUUCGCCUUCAGGAAAGUUUUGGGAGAUAUACACACCACGCUCCUCUCUGCAGUGGUACCCAAUGCCUUCAGGCUGGUCAAGCGGAAACCUCCCUCCUUCUUCGGAGCCUCUUUCCUGAUGGGAUCUCUAGGGGGAAUGGGAUAUUUUGCGUAUUGGUACUUAAAGAAAAAAUACAUCUAGUGCUGGCU
This is a messenger RNA of Neopsephotus bourkii (Bourke's parrot), 1411 nucleotides long. It is a transcript of the gene GDAP1L1, whose product is annotated as ganglioside induced differentiation associated protein 1 like 1. The record is from RefSeq and is a predicted model, not a curated record. Lineage: Eukaryota; Metazoa; Chordata; Aves; Psittaciformes; Psittacidae. The transcript is spliced from 6 exons. The coding region runs from base 300 to 1403 and encodes 367 amino acids.